This is a messenger RNA of Drosophila willistoni, 2875 nucleotides long. RefSeq lists its product as uncharacterized. The record is from RefSeq and is a predicted model, not a curated record. Lineage: Eukaryota; Metazoa; Arthropoda; Insecta; Diptera; Drosophilidae. The transcript is spliced from 3 exons. The coding region runs from base 70 to 2019 and encodes 649 amino acids.
UCUAAUAGCGGGAAACUCGGCAUUCGUUUCAAAGUUGGCAAAUUUAUUAAAACGGUUUUUAUUGCAAUAAUGUGUGAAGUUGGAAAUUUAAUUGAUUUGACAUGCUGGGAUGGGGAAAAGAAAGAUGAAGAAGCUCAUGACGAAUUGGAACCUAAAACCGAUGCCACAUCUAGUUUUAAGGGACCAUAUGAUCCCUUUGACUGCGUGGAAAAGGAAGCUUGUAUCAAGGCCAUUAAUUUAGAGACACAAGCGGCAAAGCCAGCUGAAGCCACAACGAAUGAACUUGAUCCAGAUCUUAAUAAUGAAAGUCCUCCCGUUGGCAUGCAGGCUGAGGUGGACGGAGCAGUUGGAGGACUCCUUACCCGACAGCGUUCCCUUAAUAGUAGUAACAAUUCAUUUCAAAAGCAUUUGCUCAAGCUGAAGGCAGCCAUUGGUGUUAGUACGCCACAAAAUGGACGAAAAUCUCAAUUUGAAAAGAGAAUUCUCUCCGAUGACCUGCAAAUGCUGUCAGCAGAAUCGCCCCUUAAACUCAUUGACGAUGACCAAGAUGAUACUCUGUCGCGCGCAAAAUUCGAAGCAGAUCUAAAGUUAAUGAGAAUUUCGUCAUUCGACUCUGAUGCCACAACAGUUGCGGCGAAGACAGAAACUCAUCCACAGAUCGAAAAGAGUCCGUCUGUGGGCAAAUUAUUGCAAGAUUUGAAAAAUCUUGUAAAUGACAAAUUGGAUGAACAUCUGAAAAAGGAGUUCAAUGUGAUAAUUGAUUCACUAAGUGCAGCAAUUGGCAGCGCCUGCGAAUUGAAAGGUCAACAGGAUAAUGCGAAAACUCCAACCAAGAGUUUGCCCCAUGUCUACACACGACAGGGAACAUUUGAUCUCGAUUUGGAUAUACAGACACAAGAACGUAGGACAAAGUCCUUAGAUAUUGUGGAGUGCGGAGCAAAAAUGCAAGAAUUACCAGAUGUUAUGACGUCGUCCUCAGCCACAUAUGACUGUGAGCCGGAGGAGAGGGAGCCAGUCAUAGAGUCGCACUCCUUUGAAAAGCCGAAGGAUCCGUAUAUGAGGGAGGUUGUGGACGCUACCCUGGCACUGCAGAUAAAUGAGCUCUUGGAACGCCAUAACCUCACGCAGUCCACAAAAGGCGACUUGAAUGAGCUGUCGACAUCUACUGCUGUUCACAAUGAAACAGUCAAUAACCAACGACCAACUGUGAUUUUAGUUGUUAACAAUCCUUUAACAGGAUCAUUAUCCUCCAUUGGUAGUCAAUUACCAUCAAGCUGUAUGGCAUAUUCGUCUCAUGGCCCGAGCGAAUCCAAAAUAAACCAAAUUUCGGCUCAAACAGAUUCAUCGAGCGGUUCAACGCGUCGCCGAUCGUCCUCUCUUUCAAUUCACGACAAAUUCCAGCACAUGCCGGACAUAUCUGUGAUUAACCAGGGGCAGCAGCAUCACCAGAAAAUGGAAAACAGCCAGAAUAUUGCACCGAAAGAAAGCCAAUUGAAGACACCUUUAACAUCGGACAAGUCGCAAGCCAUGGCUGGAUUUAGACAGCGGCGAAAUUCUUUUUCAAAUUUGUCUGCAUCAACAGCCAACGGGAGCAAAGCAGCAGUUCCUGGCCCAAGAAGUGCGCUGCAAGUGAGCAAUAAUCAAGCCAAACGACACAUCUUUGGUCCUCGCACCUCAAUGGCGGCCCAAUCAACGAUAUCCAAGAGCACGGGACCCAUGAAAGCAGUCAUACCUGUUAAACGCGUUGCUCCCACUUUGAAGACUCCGAAUGUGUCUUCCAUGGACACAUUUGACGAAUCUUCCUACCAAAACCCUAUGAUGACUCCUCACCCGAGGACUGCUCAAAAAGUAUUCUGUACCAGCACACCGAUACCGCAAAUGCGUCAAUCUGGCCAGCAACAGCGUAGAAAUUCGCUAAGACCAUCAGUAGCCAGCAGUAACAGCAACAGCUCGAUGUACUCGACGCCCCAGGUGCGACGCGCCAGCUUCUCGAGGAAAACUGGUGGAGGUUCCGGCUAAAUGGACAUCGAACGAUGAUCAGUAAUUGGUCCCGUGCGACCACCAGCCAGCACGGGACAAUGUCGUGCGAAAGUGAAUAAUUCAAGUUGUUGUUAACCUUGAAGAUAAACUCCAAUGUCGAAAUGACCCACCCUACCCCAGCCCAGGCCAGCCUAUGUGGUUAUUUGGUGGGGCGGUUGGCUAUCUCUUCAUGCUUGACGUCUGUGAGAAGAUAAUGUCAGUUAGCAAAUACGUAAUAUAAUAGAGUUAAUAAGAAUUAUAUAGUCGUUUUUUUUAUAAGAAGAAAUGCAUUUUGAAUUUUGUUAUUAAGUUUUCCUGAAAUUAACCCAUAAAAUGUUAAUAGAAUUUUUUUGUGUCCUCCCUCCUCUCUCUCUUUUUCUCUCUCUCUCUCAUUUUCUCUCUCGCUCUCUUUUAAUGUUAAUUAAUAUUACUUAAUCGUAUUCCAUCCAUAUUAUGUGUUAAAAACAAUCAGAAAGUGAGUUAGCAAGAAGUUAAGACUUUUCCUUUCUGUUUUAUUUCUUUCACACGCUUUUCGGACACACUUUUUCCAGGACUUUGCGUCUGUAAUAUUUGUAUCCUCAUCCAUUCCUAAAACUGAUGCUCAUCUAAAUUGUUAAGAAACGAAAGAAAUGUCUCGUUUUAUUUUUUGCUUACUACCAAUUGAAAUGGCUUAAAGUAAUCAAUAUAUUAUCAUUUUAUGUAGAUAUAUGUCUGAUUUUAUUGUUAAGUUUCGCGCAUUUUUCGUUGACCUCUAAAAUUAAAAUACAUUUUGUGUCGAUGAUGAUUUGAUUGAUUUAAUUGCAGUGAAGAAAAAAAAAACAGAGUAUCAUAUAUAAUAUAUCUAUGUAGCUUGACU